AUGUUAUCAUAUUUAAUCCAAUUCGUUCUUAUCUAGAGAAUCCUCAAUUAUAUCACUUUUGAUUCUAAUUUGAGUCUUGAUUUUGAUUAGUUUACAGGAUCUGGUUUUUUUUGUAAUAGUGGAUACACUAAAACAGCUACAAUUAACUUUUCAGGAGAAUUUGAAAAUGUUCCUUAGGUUUUUCUUACCUAAGAAUGGAUUGAUUUCACUACAGCUUAAACCCAAAUAGAAUUGCAAAUCAUUUCUAUUAGCAAAACAUGUAUCUUCAUUCAUCUAAAAUUAGAAUUCUCAAUGAAAGUCUAUUGUGGAUAUAAUAGAAUGACAACUUCAAUGAUUAAAUGGUUUGCUAUUGAUGACUAACGAAUAGAAGUCAUAAACAACUUUAAUAUGGUUAAUCCAGAUGAUAAAACAUUUCAAAUUAAAAAUCCAAAUGCUUAAACAGGAUUCGUUGUUCUGACUAGCAUUCAUUAUACAGGUGCUAUUGAUUUCCUAUUGUCUGUAAGAAUCAAUAAUAUCCAAUAUAGAUAAGCUAAAUAACAAUGCAUUCUGUAACUGUGAGCAUUACUAAAGUAGCUGGAAAAUUUACAAACCUUAAAUAAAUUGGCUACUAAGUUAUUGUUGGAGUUGAAGAAGCUUUUAUUAAUUUAGGUUUGAAGACAGUUAUGGGAGCAUUUAGUAGUGAUAUUUUAGCAAUCUAACCUAAUAGAUGGUUUGCUAUUGCAUUGUAAGGCUUCAAUUAUCCAAAUAGUAGGAAUAUCAGAAUAAAAGCUGUCUUUACGAAUACAGUAUCAACAUUAUCAUAUACUUGGGGAACAUGUAUAAUAUUAAAUUAUAAAAGGGUAUGAAACUGAAACUCCUAAUAGUCAUUCUUAAAUUUGGAUUGCAUAUUAAUUUACAAAAUCAUACAAGGCACUUGAAUGUUUUAGUAUAAGAAUAAGUAGAAAAUUUGUAAUGGAUUUAACCUAUUUACCAACAUUUUCUUUAGAAUUUGUUUCAUUAAAUUAAAUUUAUACAACAAUUGGAAAUUUUAAUUAUUUAGUUGAUAAAUCAAUUAGUCCACUUUUGAUGGCUAUUCAAAUUAAAUGCUUAUCAGGUAAGAAAAUACAAGCAAAAUUCAAUAAAUGUAAUUCAUGCAGUAUAUAAAAGUUUCAUACUUUUUAAUACAAUUGCCUUAAUUAAAUGAAUUAUGUUGGCUUUUUCCCUAGGUUUAACUAAGCAUUUAAACAAUACAAUGAAUUAAAAAUAAAUAUCUAUUCUUCAUCACUUGAAAUUACAUAAAUUAUUUAUGAUUAAAAAGUAACAGAAUAAUCUAUCGUGGACAUUUAAAUAUUGAAUUAAUGA
Messenger RNA from Paramecium pentaurelia, 1341 nucleotides. Lineage: Eukaryota; Ciliophora; Oligohymenophorea; Peniculida; Parameciidae. The record is from the annotation of a GenBank genome assembly.